This is a messenger RNA of Alternaria rosae, 1370 nucleotides long. RefSeq names its product mitochondrial carrier domain-containing protein. The record is from RefSeq and is a predicted model, not a curated record. The transcript has 5 exons. The coding region runs from base 209 to 1141 and encodes 310 amino acids. NCBI's taxonomy places the organism in Eukaryota, Fungi, Ascomycota, Dothideomycetes, Pleosporales, Pleosporaceae.
CUUGACAAUUCCUCAGCAUUGCCAUUGUUACGGCAAGACAUGUAUAGCUUCGCAUUCGUUUAAACUUACCCCCAUCCCUAAUUCCUACAAACUUUCUCCAGUCGUGUUCAUGAUCGCGCGGUAACCCACGUCACUACAACCACCGAAUACAUAGUCUCCUCCCAUAUUUCCGAAUUGCUCGCGCAGACGAGUCGCAUAGAGUGCGAGAAUGUCUACAACCCUCGGCUCCUUCAUAGCUGGCGGCAUAGCAGCAUGCGGUGCAGUCACAGUAACCCACGGCUUCGAGACCGUCAAAAUCCGACUACAACUACAAGGCGAGCUUAAAGCGAGAAGCGACGCGCCGCGGUUAUACAAAGGCGUCUUCCACGGUGUCAGCGUCAUCUUGAAGAAUGAAGGACCCAGAGGUUUACUACGCGGCCUAGGAUGCGCAUACGUCUACCAAAUGACCCUCAACGGCUGCCGACUAGGCUUCUACGAACCCCUCCGCAAAACCCUCACAAACGUCGUCUACAGCGACCCAGCUGUCCAAUCCUUCGGCAUCAACCUCUUCGCAGGCGCUUCAUCCGGUGUCCUAGGCGCAGCAGCCGGCUCCCCCUUCUUCCUCGUAAAGACGCGGUUACAAUCCUACUCACCCUUCCUACCCGUCGGCACACAACACAACUACCGAAACGCCGUCGAUGGCAUGCGACAAAUAUACAGCGGCGAAGGAAUCAAGGGCCUGUACAGAGGUGUAGGACCAGCCAUGGUACGCACAGGUUUCGGCAGCUCCGUACAACUACCCACGUAUUUCUUCGCAAAGAGACGGUUAGUGAAGCAUCUGGGCAUGGAAGAGGGCAUGCCGCUGCACAUUGCGAGUAGUACGGCCAGUGGCUUUGUCGUUUGCUGUGUCAUGCACCCCCCGGAUACCAUCAUGUCGCGCAUGUACAACCAGACGGGCAACUUGUACACAUCGGCUUUUGACUGCUUGAGUCGGACGGUCAAGACGGAGGGCAUCUUUGCGCUGUACAAGGGUUACUUUGCCCAUCUGGCGCGUAUUCUGCCCCAUACGAUCUUGACCCUUACACUCGCCGAACAAACGAUCAAGCUCAUGCGCCUGGUAGAAAACCGGAUAGGGGUUUCAGGGAGCAAAGAGAAGAUAUGAGCAGACGUUUCGUGAAGAGUGUGGACUAGACUUGCGUAUAACACCUACCUUUUCGUGGUGCUUGUUCAAGCAUCCAGUCCUUCAUGAGAGGGUGCAGAUGCCUGCGAAGAAUAGGAACACACCGAGAACGGAGCGAAGCCUUUCGUACACAAGACACAGGACCGAGAGAGAGUUGAAUAGAUACCAACAUUAGCUGGCAAAUGGCCACUCAAAUGUAAGAAUCUGAGAA